CAUCUAAUCACGAUCGCGUUGUUUUUGUUUUACAAUUUUAAAACAACCUUCUUAAUUUAAAUGAGCUAUAUUGCAGCUCUUUCGAAUUGCUUAAUGCAGUUCAGUCGUGCUAGCGGAUAUGCUAUCUUAAUGUCUACCUUGCUAGCAAUGCUAGGCUAGCUUGCUAUUACUAUUGUUAUAAUCAUUCCGAUCAUCUGAAUUCUUCUAAUUUCGUAUACAUUUCCGAUGGCUGUACAUUUAUUUUUGCACGUCACCUCAACCAAGCCACGUUUUGACGUAUAUUAACCAAAUGUUGACAUCGAGUGGAUUAUUAUGAAAUGAAUUAGCUAAUUUCAACAUGGCACUCUGUCAGCCACACCGCCCCGAUGUGUGAAGGACCUUAACAAAUAAAUGUCUGACGUGACAAUGAAUGGGCAAGAGGGUGGUGUUGUGUCAUUUGAUGAAUAUGUGCGACAAAAGGCCCGCAGCGUCCCCCAGCACCAGAUGAAGGAGUUUUUAGAGUCGCUUGCCAAGGGUCCAGAGACACUACAAGAGUUCAGUCAACAGGGACAUACAGCCACAACUACUACCAUGGUGUACCAGCAAGGCGCCAACUGUGCCUACACAGAUAGCACAGAGGUGGCUGGAUCUCUGCUGGAGCUGGCUUGCCCGGUACAGGUGUCUGCAGCAGAGAUAUCCCCUCAACUGCAUCAAGAAUCUGAGCAACAAAUUCAAGUGCAGGUACAUAUCCAGGGACAACCCACAGGCCAAGUGAUUCAGAUGGCUUCUCCCACACAGAAAGACCUGCAGGGCAUUUCAACCGGCCAGCUUGUCCAGCAGGGAGAGCUAACAGAGGAGCAGCAUCAGCAGAUUCAGGCCCAGUUGGUGGCGGCUUUGGCUGGAGGACAGCAUAUCCAACUACAAGAUGGACAGCAUAUUCAGCUACAGGACGGACAACACAUUCAACUACCGGACGGGCAACACAUUCAGCUACACGACGGACAUCAGAUCCAACUCCAGGACGGACACCAUAUCCAGCUGCCCGACGGACAACACAUCCAGAUCCAAGACGGACAACAUAUCCAACUGCACGACGGCCAGCACAUCCAACUGGACGGGCAACACUUUCAGCUGCAGGACGGCCAGCACAUCCAGCUGCAGGACGGCCAGCACUUUCAGCUGCAGGACGGGCACCACAUCCAACUCCAGGACGGACAGCACAUCCAACUGCCCAACGGCCAGCAGAUCCAGAUCCAGGCCAUAGACCCUCACUCCGCCGUGCAGCAGCAGCAGCAGGGCUCCUCCAGGGAGGUGGUGGCGCGGCGGGCGGCCACCCUCCCCACCGUCCUGCAGCCGGCCAAGAAGCGCAAGGUGGACGUGCCCCUGGCCGUGUCGUACGCCGGCCAGCAGGUGGCCACGCUGCUGACCAUCCCCCAGCAGGGGCAGCAGCAGCAGAGCUACGUGUCCAUCCGGCCCGACCUGCUGACGGUGGACAGCGGGCAGCUCUACAGCACGGCGGGCACCAUCACGGGCCCGGCGGGCGAGACGUGGACCAUCCCGGUCUACUCGACGCCGCAGCAGCAGGGCGUCACCCACAUCGCCAUCGCGCAGGAGGCGUUCAGCAACGCGCUGCAGGCCGCCGGCGCCCAGAAGGACCCGAAGGGCGCCCCGCUGAAGGCGAGCAUGCAGCAGCUCUCCGCCCGCACCCAGGAGGAGGUGCUGCAGACGCUGCUGCCGGCGCAGUUCAUGAACGGCAACAUUCACAUCCCCGUGGCGGUGCAGACGGUGGGCGGGGCGUACGGCACCACCACGCAGUCGCUGCACAUCUGGGAUCCACAGCAGCAGCAGCAGCAGAGCCAGCAGGAGGGCCAAGACGGACAACAGCUCCAUCUGCAGCAGGGAGAGACGCAGUCUAACGGCCAGUCCCAUAUAGAGCUGCUAGUUCCCGUCUGUCUCAAGCCGGAGGAAGGCCUGGAUGUCUGGCGCUUCUGGGCCCAGCGUAAAAACGCAGAGCUCGCCAAGGAAGAGCGGACCAAGCUCGCCCCUAUUGGCCGUCGCCAGCCGCUCCACUUCCAGGAGGACCUGGUGUCCAGCGCCGUGGCGGAGCUGAACCUGGCUCUGGCCCUGAUGACCCAGGAGGCCCGCGGGACUGAGGCGGAGCAGCUGGCUCCAGACGUCCUGUAUUACGUCUUUCUGUGUAUCCAAAAGUAUCUCUCGGAGAACGGGCGCGUGGACGACGUGUUCUCGGAUCCGUACUACGUGCGUUUCUCCCAGAGCUUACACAAGAUCCUGGACGGAUGGAGACCCAGUGUCCAUCCUUUAGGUUACCUGAUCCCCAGUCAUGUGACAGAGGAGAUGCUGUGGGAUUGUAAGCAGCUGGGAGCCCAUUCACCGGCCACCCUACUCACCACCUUGAUGUUCUUCAACACCAAGUACUUCCAUCUGACGACCGCCGAGCAGCACAUGAGGGUUUCCUUCUCCAAGGUGCUGAGACACACCAAGAAGAACCCCUCCAAUCCCAAGGACAAGUCCACGAGUAUCCGCUUCCUGAAGGGUCAAGGGCCACACCACCUGGGCCAGAAAGUGGCGGACGACAUGUAUAACGAGCAAGCGGAGGAUCCAGAGAACCCUCUUCGCUGUCCUAUUAAGUUGUAUGACUUCUAUCUCUUCAAAUGCCCUCAGAGUGCCAAAGGUCGCAACGACGCCUACUACCUGACCCCGGAGCCGGUGGUGGCGCCCAACAGUCCCAUAUGGUACUCCACCCAGCCCCUCAGCGGUCAGCAGGUGGAGCAGAUGCUGGCACGCAUCAUCGUGGUCAGAGAAAUCCAGGAGAUUGUCUGUCCGGCGCAAGGGAACUGAAACGAACCUACUGCCUGAAAGCACUGACUGUUGUGCUAAUUUAGCACGUCUGUGGAUCUCUCAAGUCAAGACGCCGGCUCGAGGGAGAUGUGUAAUAUACGCGACACAGAAGGUGGGGCUGCUGACCUCUCAGCGGAACAUCACUCAGACCUACCACAACCUACACACAGCACACGCCCUACCAAACUCUGGAACUUUUGAGGUGGAAAAGUGCAGAUAGCAACAGCUUGAUUGCGGUCGGAUGAGGACUAUAAUGGGUGGUGCAGAGUACAUUAUUAUUUAUCUUUAUGGAGAUAAUUGGCCUUUUCCUUCCUUUCUGACCUUGUAACCUUGUCAUACUCCUGUUCUGGUGCCAGUGGUCAUUAUAGAUAAAAACUGACUGGUCUUCCCACUUAGGAUUAUGUAUUGCAUUUUUGUUUCGCUGUAUGUAUUAAUUGAACUUUCAAUUAUUAGUGCCAUUCUUCUAAUGCUUCUAAAUCUUUAAGCGGUGUAAAAUCAAAAAAAGGCUAAAAUGGUCACAAGAUAAAAGUGCUUAGUUUUUCAGGAACUGUAAGACGUUUUUGCUCUCAGGUCAAUUUUAAGAAAAUAAACUUGAUAUGUUUUUGUAA
Gadus morhua (Atlantic cod) is the source of this 3446-nucleotide messenger RNA. RefSeq names its product glutamine-rich protein 1. The transcript has 12 exons. NCBI's taxonomy places the organism in Eukaryota, Metazoa, Chordata, Actinopteri, Gadiformes, Gadidae. The record is from RefSeq and is a predicted model, not a curated record. The coding region runs from base 391 to 2838 and encodes 815 amino acids.